Molecule: messenger RNA, 1221 nt
Organism: Kazachstania africana CBS 2517
Lineage: Eukaryota; Fungi; Ascomycota; Saccharomycetes; Saccharomycetales; Saccharomycetaceae
Gene: NAM8
Product: Nam8p
Exons: 1
Coding region: 1-1221 (406 amino acids)
Biological process (GO): mRNA splice site recognition
Cellular component (GO): cytosol
Molecular function (GO): mRNA binding
Source: RefSeq, a predicted model, not a curated record
AUGUCGUUCAAUCAAACUCAGCACUAUAACGUUCGUCAGAACAGUAAUACUGUUGCAAAUACUAAUAGCAAUAAUAAUCCAGUUCCUAAAGGCAAUGUAUUGUACAUGGGUGAUCUAGAUCUUAGCUGGGAUGAACGUGUAGUGAGCCAGAUCUGGGCGUCUUUAGGUGAGCCAAAUGUCAGUGUCAAAAUGAUGAAUAGGUACUGUUUCAUAACGUUUCUUGAUUCUUUAACUGCAAGUAAUGCACUAUUGAAAAAUGGUAUGCUCAUACCCGGUUACGGAGGCAAGAGAUUGAAACUGAAUUGGGCUCAAGCAAGUAGUAAUGCAUCCAAUGGUUAUUCGAUAUUUGUGGGUGAUUUAUCACCGAAUGUGACGGAAGCGCAGCUAUUUGAUUUGUUUAUCAAUAAAUACGCAUCUACGGACCAUGCGAAGAUUGUUUAUGACCAAGCUACCGGUGUAUCAAGAGGCUAUGGAUUUGUGAGAUUUAAUAGCCUCAUGGAUCAACAGCAUGCACUUUUAGAAAUGCAAGGUAUAUUUUUGAAUGGGAGAGCAAUCAAAAUUGGUAUGACAGGUAACAAACAAGGGCAAUUACAAGGACAGCAGCACCAAGGGCAACAGCAGCAAGAUUUCAAAGUGCCGAUACAAAGUAACACACCAAUGAACCAGUCACAAUUUAUGUAUCCAGUACAGCAACAGCCUACUUUAAAUCACUUUACAGAUCCAAAUAAUACCACUGUCUUCGUUGGAGGACUGUCAUCGUUAGUCACCGAGGAUGAAUUGAGGGAAUAUUUUAAACCAUUCGGUACCAUUGUGUAUGUGAAGAUCCCCGUGGGUAAAGGAUGUGGUUUUGUUCAGUACAUUGACAGGGUAUCAGCAGAAAAUGCGAUUUCCAAGAUGCAAGGGUUCCCCAUUGCGAACUCGAGGAUCAGACUAUCGUGGGGCAGAUCUGCCAAACAAACGGCACUGCUACAACAACAAUUAUAUCAGCAACAACGCCAACCUCAAUUGGUUCAACAAAACUAUAGUUAUGUUCCUCCUCCAAUGAAUGCGAAACCCUCUAAUAACCAUAACAACUAUUAUUUACCGGGAUUCCAAACUGCAGAUGCAAGUUCAUAUAGUAAUGAUGGCGAUAAUAAUGAUCAAGAAAAUAUAAAUGUCAAUGCUACGACAAACGCGUUUCAAAGAUUAGAGAGGGGCAGCAACGCAUCAAUGUUUACUUGA